AUACAUUUCUGAAGCUGUUGGAUUGGCGAGGAUUUUCAUAAUAUUUCAAGGUUUGGAACUCCCUAGGUCAUCAUACGAUGUUUGUCAAAGCUACACUGGCUGCAACUUGCGUUUUCCUCGCACUAAUCUACAGUGUGACCGGAAAUGAAACGGUAACUGUGGACGAAAAUCAGUUACGUGAUUCCACGAAAAAGACGAAAAGAAAGAAGAAAUACCCUCCGGGGCCGAAAGGGAUGCCUUAUUUUGGUGUCCAUUUUCAGGUUAGCCCCGGAGAGAUGCACAAGAAUCUAGAGAAAUGGAAAAGACAAUAUGGAGACAUUAUAAGUUUUAAAAUAUUAGGACAGAACAUUGUUGUACUGAAUUCCCCGGAGUUGAUUCGGAAAGCAUUUGAAAGUGAAGAAUUCGCUUCUCUUGUGAAUGACAGACCUCCAAAUUUCAUCGGCAAGUACGUCAUGUAUAACUACAGGGACGUGCUGCUCAACAGGUACAGCGAGUCGUUUAGAAAAAUGAAGAAAUUAAUGGUGUCUUGUAUAAACAAGCAUGGUUUCUCUUCCAAACACUUCCAGGAUAUUGCGGACGAGGAGUUCCGAUGUGUGCUGAAUCAGUUUCACGCGCAGAACGGCCAAGCUGUAGAUGCCGUUAAGCUCCUCAUGCCAUCGUUUUGUAAACUCAUAGGUGGAUUUUUUUCUGGCAAACAUUUGAAAGAUGGCGACCCGAUUCUUGAAAGCAUCAUUGCUUUGGAUCAUGAUGGUGACAUCAUGAUACAACCACAGGUUCAUGGCGUCCUUAGCAAGUUUCCGUGGUUACGGCGUUGCUGUGGUUUCUAUGGCAACCUUUACAGCAACGUCAUUCAACAGCGAGAAUCACUGUUUAAAAGUCUUGUUACAGAUAUGAAGGAAACCCUGGAUAAGGACAAUGUGAAGUGUUAUUCACAUGAUAUGCUCUCCUGUAAAGAGACAAAUGGAUGUGAUUGGCUGACAGAUCAACAUAUUAACGGCAUGUUAAUGGACUUGAUUAACACGUCCGUGCUAACAACUAAAAGUGUCAUGUCCGGAAUGAUUUUUAUGUGGCUCCACCUACCGGACGUUCAGCAGAAAAUGAGAGAUGAAAUAGAUCAAGUGAUUGGACGAGAGAGAUUACCCACAAUCGAAGACCGGAAGAACUUGCCAUAUGUACAAGCCUGUAUCUAUGAACUGCUUAGAUACCAGUCUCAUCUGCCGCUAACAGCUGCCCAUGCUAACAUUGACCAUGAGGUAGAAAUUGAAGGUUACACAAUACAGAAAGGAAGCGUUAUUUUCGGGAACUUGUACGGAGCUCAUCAUGACGAGGAAUUAUGGAACGACCCCUGGGAAUUUCGCCCGGAGCGAUAUCUAACAGACAAUGGCACACUCGUCCCAAAGGAUCAUGCUGUUCACAGAAAUUCUAUCGCCUUCGGAGUCGGAGACAGAAAAUGUGUAGGUAGAGAUAUGGCUUACAACCGGAUGUUCUUAUAUGCUGUACAUCUCCUUAGAACAUUCGAAUUUCAACCGGAAGAGGAUACAGUACUUCCGCCCCACGAUCCCCGACAAUUUGCCAUAUCGGCACCAGUUAUUUUACCAAAUGUCUAUAAAUGCCGGGCUAUUCCUAGAUAAUCUAGCUAAACCUGUUGUUGGAAAAUCGUUUAUAUUUGCUGUUUGGGGAAAAGGUUUUGAGUGAUCUGGAAAUGACGCUUUCAUAUAACAUUUGAAGAUAUAUAUGUUUAAUAGUGCUACAUAUGUUGGGACAAAUAGUAUGGUACAUGUCUCUUUACUAGGUUGUUUAUCCUAUCCAAUUCUACCUUCAACAGAAAACACGUUUAGAAAUACAUGUUGUAUAUAUAUCUUUAUGUUAUAUGUAUAUGUAUCAUAUAUCUUUAAAAGGGUUGAAUAUUUAAGUAUGAAAAAAAAAAAUCAUAAAAUGUUAUUAAUGUUAUCAAGGGCAAAUACGGAAGAUUAUAAGACUUUCAUAUGCGUGCAUGUAGGAUGGGGAUAUUCCACCCGAG
Ylistrum balloti is the source of this 2020-nucleotide messenger RNA. RefSeq names its product vitamin D(3) 25-hydroxylase-like. The coding region runs from base 78 to 1631 and encodes 517 amino acids. The record is from RefSeq and is a predicted model, not a curated record. The transcript has 7 exons. Gene Ontology annotation, molecular function: monooxygenase activity; iron ion binding; oxidoreductase activity, acting on paired donors, with incorporation or reduction of molecular oxygen. NCBI's taxonomy places the organism in Eukaryota, Metazoa, Mollusca, Bivalvia, Pectinida, Pectinidae.